Messenger RNA from Pedinophyceae sp. YPF-701, 555 nucleotides. The record is from the annotation of a GenBank genome assembly. NCBI's taxonomy places the organism in Eukaryota, Viridiplantae, Chlorophyta, Pedinophyceae.
AUGGCCACGCAACCGCGGCAGCGCGUAAACGCGCAGGGCGCAGCACAGGGCGCGCCGCAGUCGGACUUGGCAUCGCUAGAGCUUCCCACGACGCGCGUCGCCUCUUCAGUGAUACUCCAGCAGGUUCUGUACUACAACAUAUCGCUCUUCGUGACCUUCAUUAUUGCUCAGAUAAUCAUUCUUUACCAGAAGUACGGCAGCGGCGUGGUGCUGGAGGACCCGGACAUCGCCAGAACCAUUCUGUUGUCGCUGUACUCCGCCGUGGAGCCCGGCCGGCUCUGGCUGGGCUACAGCGGCAACCUGCGGGAGGACGUGCCCACGCUGCUCGUGUUCCAGGUGUUCUGCAUCGCGCCGUGCUUCCCGUUCUGGAUCUUCAUGUACAUCGCGCAGAAGACGAGGACGCCGCUCGACGAGGCGAUCGCGGCAUUCUUCAUCGCGUGGCACGUGCUGAGCUUCGUCCUGGGCGCUCGCGCGAUAUACAAGAUCAUGAGGGAGCAGCGGCGGCGGUUCAACAUCGCGAAGAUCACGGACUUCAUGACCCUGGGGCGGCGGUGA